GGAAAUGGGGCAGCCCAGCCCAGCUGCUCCCCGCCACCCCCUUCAAUCCCACCACUCCCAACACCUCAGCUGCUGCCCCAUCUGGAGCCGAGGCGAAAGGCUGCGGGCUCUCAGCCGGGCUUUGUGCUCCCAUUCCCCCCUCCAUGCCCCCAGCCGGCAGCUGGGGCUCGGCCGCGCUGCGCUGACCCCAUUAUCCUGCCGGCAGCGGGAUGGCUGCGCCGGUGCCUCCCAGCCCGGCGGUAGGAGGAAGGCGUGGGGUUGGGUCGGAUCCUUCUCCCCGAAGCACUGCUGAAUAAUUCAGGCAUCUUGGGUCACCUUGCACGGCAGCUGCCUAAGAUGGAGGUUGUGCGGGAUGCGUGCGGGAUUGCCGCGGUGGCUGCCUGCAGGUAGGAAGGAGGAGGGUAUGCUGUGCCUUAUGCCCUCCUUUGUUCAUUUUUUUUAGGCUGGGAAACCUUAAAUCCCCCUCACCUUGGCUGCAUGGGGAUGUCCAUGUCUCUCUCUGUGUUUAUAGCCCGGCGCGCUCUGGCUGUCUCCCCGUGUCGUGCUGCUCCGUGGCAUUGUGGGUGAGCGUGGCAGGCUAUGGGAUGGAUGAAGCUGAGCAGGACCAGUAUGAAGCCCGCCUCAAGGAGCUCUUUGACAGCUUUGACAGCACGGGCACGGGGUCGCUGGGGCAGGAGGAGCUCACCGACCUGUGCCAUGUGCUGCACCUGGAGGAGGUGGCCCCAGCGCUGCAGCAGACCCUGCUCCAGGGCAACCUCCUAGGCAGGGUCCACUUUGAUCAGUUCAAAGAAGCACUUAUCCUCAUCUUGUCCAGAACACUGUCAAAUGAAGAGCACUUCCAAGAACCAGAUUGCUCCCCAGAAGCACAGCCCAAGUACAUCAAAGGUGGGAAGCGCUACGGCCGCCGAUCGCUGCCGGAGUUCCAGCAAUCUGUGGAGGACUUCGCCGAGGUGACCGUCCUCGAGCCGCUGGGUGAGGAAGCGCGGCCUACACACAUCGCGACCAGCGGCCGUGAGGAGCGCUGGAAGACGGAGGACAGCGAGGAGUACGAGGCAGAAGGGCAGCUGCGCUUCUGGAACCCGGACGACCUGAAUGCCUCCCAGGGCACAUCGCUGCCCACAGUGGAGUGGGUGGAGGAGAAGCUGCAGGAGGUCUGCGAGCACCUCGGCAUCACCAGGGAUGGCCACUUGAACCGCAAAAAGCUCGUCUCCAUCUGCGAGCAGUACGGGCUCCAAAACGUCGAUGGGGAGGUGCUUGAAGAGGUGCUCCAUAACCUAGAGCAGGAUGGCACUAUGAGCGUAGAGGAUUUCUUCUAUGGCUUGUUUAGGAAUGGAAAGCCCCUGACACCCUCAGCAUCUACCCCGUACCGACAGCUGAAGAGACACCUCUCCAUGCAGUCCUUCGACGAGAGCGGCCGGCGCACCGCAGGCCCCACCGCCAUGCCCAGUGCCAUCGGGUUCUGCCUCUUCUCUGGCCUGGAUGACGGCAUGGGCUAUGGCUGCGUGGAGGGCAUCCUCGACUGCUGGCACCAGGAGGGCGUGGAGAACAGCCAGGAUGUCCUGAAGGCUUUGGAUUUCGGCUUGGAUGGGAAGGUGAACCUGACUGAGCUGACGCUGGCACUAGAAAAUGAGCUUCUAAUAACCAAGAACAGCAUCCACCAGGCAGCCCUGGCCAGCUUCAAGACGGAGAUCAGACACUUGCUGGAGCGGGUUGACCAAGUGGCCAGAGAGAAAGAGAAGCUGCGCUCGGAUUUGGAAAAAGCAGAAAAACUGAAAUCUCUGAUGGCUUCUGAAGUCGAUGACCACCACGCCGCAAUAGAGCGCCGGAAUGAGUACAACCUCAGGAAGCUGGAUGAGGAGUACAAGGAACGAAUCGGAGCUCUAAAGAAUGAACUGCGGAAAGAGCGAGAGCAAAUCCUGCAGCAGGCUAACAAACAGAGGCUGGAGCUGGAGCAGGAGAUUGAGAAGCUGAAAACUGAUGAGAACUACAUCCGUGACCGCCUCACGCUGUCCCUGAAGGAAAACAGCCGUCUGGAAAGCGAGCUCUUGGAAACUGGAGAAAAGCUGGCUGAGUAUGAAAGCCUGGCGAGCAAACUGCAGAGGAACUUGGAAAAUGUCCUGGCUGAGAAGUUCGGGGACCUGGAUCCCAGCAGCGCAGAGUUCUUCCUGCAGGAGGAGAGGCUGGCCCAAAUGAAGAGCGAGUACGAGCUGCAGUGCAGGGAGCUGCAGGAUCAGAUAGAUGAGCUGCACUCGGAGCUGGAGGAGUACCGCACUCAGGGCAAGGUGUUUAGGCCAUCUCUGAAAAACUCACUAUCUGAAGAGUUUGACAUUGAUAUCAAAAGCUAUGGCAACAGCGGCGUUGAACCUGACCAGGGACUUGGAUCAGAAGACUGCAAUCCAUUAAAUAUGAGCAUAGAGGCUGAAAUGGCCAUUGAGCAAAUGAAGGAGCAGCAUCACAGGGAUUUGCACCACCUCAAGCAGGAGCUGGAAGACACUGUGAGUCACUACGAAAAGCAGCUGGACGAGACAAAAACCCGCUGCGAGAAGGAGCAGGAGGACGUGAGGAAGAAGCACGCCGAGGAGAUGCGUGUGAUGGAGGAGCAGAUAAGUGGCCUCACAAGCCGGGUCUCGGAGCUGCAAGGAGAGGCGGCAGCGCUCAGGGAGCAGCAAGAAAAGCUCGGCUGCGAACAUAACGCCGAGAAAAACAAGCUGCAGGUCAGCUUCAGCGAGGAGAAAGCCAAUCUGAGGGAGCUCCUGAGGCAGGAGCACGAGGACGACGUCAGAGCCAGGCUGGAGCAGGCAAAGGAGAAGUUCAGUCAGGAACGGGAGGAGCUGAUCCAAAAUGGCGUCUGGGCGGAGGAGAAGAUGAGGGCGCUGGUGCAGGCGCUGCAGGAGGAGAAGGGAGAGUUGGAGCGCGGCUUCCACCAGCGGCUGGAGAGCAUGGCAGAAGCACACGCCCUGGAGAAGGAGGAGCUGCUGAGGAAGCACAGGCAGGAGCUGGAGGAGGAGAGGAAAAAAAUGGAAAGUGACUAUAAGAGAAGAGCAUCUCAUGCUGAAACCCAGUUCUCUGCUGACACCCAAACUCUUGUGAAUAAGUACGAAGAAACAAUCCAAACUCUGGAAGGCCGCUACCAGCGAGAGCUGCGUGAGCUUGUGGAGCAGCAAAGAGAGGAGAAGUCUCAGUGGGAAUUCGAAAAGGAUGAAAUUGCCCAGGAGGUUGCUGAAGCCCACGAGCAGCUGAAGGAAAGCCUGGCAAAUGAGAAGGCUGCUUCUGUUGCCCUGAGCCGAGAGAAAGAGCUCCUGGAGAAGAACUUUAAGGAGGAGGUGAACACGCUGCUGUGCGAGAAGGAGCAGCUCCAGAAAGAGCUGCGGGAGCUGAGGGAUGCUGCUGAGGAGCAAGAGAAAAAGCUGAGUGAUGAGAUAGUACAGCUUCAAAAUGACCACGAGAAAGAGCUGAAGGACAAAGAGGAGCGAAUCUCCGCGAUGGAAGAAAGUGGGAAGCUGCUCGGCCAAAAGCUGGAGAGACUCAACAGUGAAUAUAAGCGGGAGAAAGAAGAACUGAAUUCCAAACUUCUUGCCUUGGAAAGUUUAAACAAAGACAUUUGUGUAAAAGCAGAAGCAGAAAAGGCAGAGAUGAAUUUGGAAAUCUCCAACCUCCAAGAAGAAGUGCAGAAGUUGCAGUGGGAGAACCUUAGUUUUUCCGCGCUGCAAAAUCAUUAUAGGGUCCUGGAAAACGAAUAUGCCAAAGCAAAGAGCAAAAUUGCUUCUUUCUCUGGUACGGAGCCUCUGGGAGAUGACGCAGAUGUUCUCAUAAACCUGCAGAAAGUGCACGAGCAAGCGGUGAAGGAGAACGUCAGGAUGGCUUCUGAGAUCGUCAGGCUGCAGCAAAGGCUGCAAGCUGCUGAGCACAGAUCCGCGGCGCCUGCCCGGCCUGCUUGCUCCCACCCCGCGGUGCAAACAUCACAGCUGCUAGAUGAUGUGGAUCCCCUUUACAGAGAGCUGCCCUGUGAUUGCAGAGAUGCAGACAGGGGAGCAGAUCUGGAUGGCUUUCAGCUUCUGGAGGCUGACACUGCAGACUUGAAAGAAGGAACGCGUUCUGAUUUGGAGGAGCCGUGUGAUGGGAGCAGAGCAGACAGCGGCGCUCCCAAGGUGCCCAUGCCCCAGGUGCAAGGGGGUAAAAUGGCACUGGAAAGUGAUUGCAACCUUGAUUUGGACAAGGAUCAAGAGGUAGUUUCUCAGGUGCCUCUGCUGCAAAAAAAGAGAGAUCUUAAGAGAGUAUCCAGGCUAAAAAUACUCCAAAAUGGUAUUAAACAGCAGAAUGUCUGCCUGCUAAGUAACAGAGCAGCUCUCAAGAAUAAAAGCUUUCAUUCUGAUGCUUCAAAGCUGCAGACUGAGCUCAAGCGUGUUGAAGAAAUGGAACGUGCUCCUGGAUCGAUGAUCGGUGACCUGAAAAGUGCAGUACCACAACUCUGGGAGAGAGUUGAAGAGUUUCAAGAAAGAUUGAUGGCACAAGCCGAGCUGCUGUCACUGCAGGAAGAAAUUCAGGCAGAAAAUGAGGACCUAAAAUCUGAAGUGAUGAGGUUGGCUGAGAAAAACAGGGUCCUGGAAGAAGCCCUGUGUGAGCUGAGAAGCUUUCACGGCGAGCUAGAAGAAAGUGACCUGGAAAGUAUUAAGCUCUGGGAGGAAAACACACAGCUCCUCAAAGCAGGUAAAGAAUUGAAAGAUGGCCAAACCCAAGGUGUUGGAGGAAAAAUAGCUGUGUCCAGGGGAAAGCUAAGGCCGCAAUGCCAGCUUGGAAAGCCGGAAGAACGGGCUGCAAUGCUUAAGGUUCUGCAAGACGAGCAUGCCCAACACGACAGCACCGUGAAAGAAACAUCAACAGAAAACAGGGGGCUGCAGGAGCCCCAUGGAAUGCUGAAGGAGGUUGCCCCUCUGGUCAACCAUGAUGACAUCCAUGUCCAGGAGGAGGAGGAGGAGAGGAACGCAGUGAUGCAUGGCUUACAGAGCACGUGCACCGAGCUGCAGCAAAAAGUUGAUCUUUUGAGAUGUGAGGCUGAGAAGCUCAGAGAAGAGAAUGCUAUUCUGAAAAACAAAGUGACGCUGCUAAACGAGGAGGGCAGUGCUUCCAGCCUGAAACUGCGGGAGCUGAACGGAUCCCGGGAGGAGAUGCGGCAAAAGAUAGAGGCAGUAAGGAAGGAGAAAGUGGCUGUGCAGAAGAUGGUUGACAAUCUGAAAAAGCAGGUAGUAGACCUGAAGGCCAGGAACCAGCAGCUGGACUCUGAAAACACAGAACUGAGCCAGAGAAACUCCAAAAACCAAGCAGAUGUGCAGGAUCUCAACCAACAGCUGGCAAGGGUGCUCAAGCAAAAAGAAAGGGAAGCAGGAAAAGGUACCCUGGAAGAAUGGGAAAAGGAGAGAUUGGCACUGAAAGAGGAACUAGAAAACAAUAAAGUAAAGUCAUCAAAUGUGGUGUCCUCCUUGGAGAUGGAGCUGUCAAAAGUGAAAGUUCAAGCUCAUAUAUUGGAGCAGGAAAACCGCCUCCUCAAGGAGGAACUGGAGAAGACGAAACAGCUGCCCAGAUGCCCUGACCUCUCUGACCUUCAGAACGAAGUCUCUAGCUUGAUGGCUAAAAACGAAAAGCUGCUGAAAGAAAAGGAAGCCCUGAGCGAGGAAUUAAGCAGGUGUAUUGAUAAGGUGGCCAAAGUAAGCUUCUUGGAGAGCACGGUUGGCAGCUUGAAGCAGGAGCAGAAGUCCUGGGAACAGCAGAGUCAGACCCUGAAAACACAGCUCUGCGUUUCACAGGAGAAGGUUCAGAGCCUGGAUGAAACGCUGCAGAACACCACCCUCCAAAUGUCCCGCCUGAAGUCAGACCUGAGGGUGGCACAGCAGGAGAAGGAAACUCUUGAACAAGAGGUGAUGUCUUUACACAAGCAGCUGCAGAACGCCAAUGAGAAGAACCGGGUCCUAGCACGGGCUGUGCCUUCCCCAGGGCGCUCACAGCAGGAUGAGCUGGAGCAGCUGAUGGCCCAGGAGCAGCAGCUGCUGCGGCAGGAGAAGGAACGUCUGCAGAGGGAGGCCCGCAGCUCUGCCACGGAGCUGGUGCACGCCAGGGAGAAGAUCCGACAGCUGGAAUCUACCAUUCUUUCCCUAAAGCACCAGAAGCAUCAAAGCCAGUCAGGUAUUGUCAAAGCCAUAGAGCAAGAGAAAUUAAGCUUGAAGAGAGAGUGCGAACAGCUACAGAAGGAGCUGUCAUCUGCCAAUAGGAAGAUCAGUCAGAUGAAUUCUCUUGGACAUGAAUUGGAAACAAGCUCGGAAAAUGAAGGGCUAAGGAAAAAGCAAGUCAAGCUGGAUGAUCAGUUAAUGGAGAUGCGACACUCGAGCGGCAGCGGGAUGCUUAGCCAGCCCCCGCACCCCCGGGAGCUCCCGCAGCAGGGCUGUGCCGUGGUGCCCAGGGAGCAGUUCCUGCAGCUCCAGCACCAGCUGCUGCAGGCGGAGCAGCGGAGCCAGCGGCUGCAGGAGGAGCUUGAAAGCAGACCUUCUGAGACGAACAUGCAGCAGGGGGGUCAUGAGCACCUUCUAAAGAUGAUGGAAGAACGUAUGAUGGACGUUGAACAGAAACUGAGGCUUGUGAAGAGGCUUCUCCAAGACAAAGUAAAUCAGCUGAAGGAACAACUUUCCAAGAACACCAAAGCAGAUGCAGUGGUCAAGGAUCUCUAUGUUGAGAACGCGCAACUGCUGAAGGCUUUGGAGAUGACAGAGCAGCGCCAGAAAACUGCUGAGAAGAAAAACUAUUUACUGGAAGAAAAAAUCGCCAACCUCAAUAAGAUCGUAAAGAACUUGGCUUCGCCGUCUAUCAGUUCAGCAACUGAGUUAAGAUCAUAGCAAAGCCAUUAAGUAUGCCACAAUCCCAUGCACUUUACUGGAAUUUUAAUAUUUCAGCUUUUCACUGCGUUGCCUUUUUGUAUCGAUGACUUUUAGUUAAGAGAUGCCUCCAAGGGGGUGGCAGAGCUAAAUCCCAAACAGACACUGCCAACAGAGAUUCUUUUGUUUAUUCCCAAACUAUUUUUCUGCUGAGUUUUGUCUAAAAGCAACCUUUGCUAUGUUAAAAAGAAAAAAAGUAUGUUUUUCUAGGUUAACUUAUUUUGAUACUUUGGUUUUAAUUUAAAACACAAAUUCUGAGUUUACUGAAUUGAUUAUUUCUAUCUAGAUUGAAGCACAAACUUAUGGUAUUGAAUUAAUAACUUUAAAACCCUUUUGGCUUUCUGGGAUACUUCUUGGUCCAAACCUAGAAAUAUUGACAGAAUCAGGCUCAUCUGAGUUGGAAGGGACCUUUAGGUCAUCCAGUCCAACUAGAACAGGGAACGAGGAGGGACACCUACAGUCUGAAUACUGCCAAUGUAAUUGCUAUUGAAAGCAAGACUUUCAUAGUGUUGUCUGUAUCCUGCAAUAUGAUUCUAGUUUCUGUAAAGCAAUAUGCUCCACGUAUGCAUUAGGAAUCUGGGUUAUUCUUCAUGGCUGUUUCUCUGCAGAAGAAAAGCAGUCAAAAAUAUGUAAAUAGACUACUGCCUCCAACUAACAACCGUAUUUUAUCAGAAGAAACGUCUCAGAUGGCAAAUAAAGACUACUACUCUUUUUUUAAUUUUUUUUAAGAAAUUGUAGAGGCCUUACAUUUUUUUUUCUGCUAGAAGAGUCACCAAACAGAAGUGAAGAAAUGAGUUAAUAUAAGUUGUAAAUUCAGUAAAGCCUUGGAGUAUGCUUAUUAAACAACUGGCAGAAGAGUGAAGAGGGGAAUUCAGUGAUUUCUUCAGUGAACCCUGUCAUUAGGCCUCACAGACCUUUGUCACUAAUGCAGUGUUCAGUUUGAUGUGACAGUUUGGAAGGACAUGUCUUUUGUGGUGGGUCUGAGUACAGAAACUAAGUUUGCAAUUAAUUGUGAGGAAACAUACUCGAUGUGAAUACGAAGAACUCAGGGAAUAAAAAAUUAGUUUCCUUCUGUAUAAUAAACGUGGAUGUUAAUGUCAGUAGAUGGAGAUAAACAUGCAUUAGGGAGAGCAGGAUGAACUGAAUUUUGUUUGGUUGAGUAUUACCUUAAUACUCCUAGAGCAACCUGCAGUAGUGUUGUAGUCAGGAAGGCUGAAGAGCACGCAGCUUUGUAAUGGCAGGUGGUAAUUAUACCUCCUAUCUGAUGAGUUCAUGGGGAACUCAGGCUUUCUGGGAGCACCUUUAGGAGUGAAAUGGGCCCAACAGAAGUCACUGAAUGAGAGCUCACAUGCUCUCAAGCUGGUUAUAAUUGAUUAUUACCAAUGGUCUAAAUGGGAUGCUAGCUCUCCCUAUGCAUGCCUGGCCUCCAUCAGACCAGUAAGGCAUACUUAAUGUAUAUAGAACUGGAAAAAGGGGCCAUACUGGCAGUACUUGAAACUGGACCUCUUUAUAUAUGCAUGCAUCAUGGAUGCAGGAGGGGAAGGUGGGAGCUUUAUCUCUGGGACCACUAGCAAGGUGACCAUUGUGACAGCAUUUGUUAAGUGGCAAGUGUCUUCCAAAUACUGGGAUGCAACUGCCUACACCCUGCUGGGUAACCUGUGGAAGAUGACUUCCACUCGGUGCUGUGGCUGUAGGGGAUGCUACCUUUGUCUAAAGAGUUACCUGCCACUCGGAGGGCUGAGAGACCGAACUGCACAUGCUGGGUUUGAACUCCUCUUCUCCUCCAUUGCCUUGUGGAAACAGACAUACAAUAGCAGCAGAAUAUUUUGGAGGAACAAAAUCUUCCUUUUAAAUUAUUUCACUACUGUGCUGUUCUAAAUGCCUGUACUGGCUAUUUGGCUACAUAAUCUCGGAGAUUUACAGAUCCUGUUUCUCGCAGGCUACAGAAACAUCUUGACAAAUCGCACUGACGUGAGUUGGAGCUUGAUUUUAAAAUCUGAAGUAGAGAGAUCCUUCUUCUUUUCAUGUUAAUCUGUAAGUGGUAGCAGUUGUAAUCAUAGAAUAGUUUGAGUUGGAAGGGACCCUUAAAGGCCAUCGGAUCCCACUCCCCACAGUGAACAGGAACACUCAGAGCCCCAUCCAGUCUGACCCUGGGUGUCUGCAGAGAUGGGGCUUCACCACCUCUCUGGGCAACCUGUGCCGGUGCUGUAUGAUACACCUCUGUGUGUGGGCACCAGGGCUGUGUGUUAGCAAUGUGGUAACUGAGCACACCUUGAGCUACGCUUACGCUAUGGAAAUUAGCAAAGUUUCAAAAUAUUUCCAGGAAAGAACACAGGUAAGGUUCAGAUGAUCAGGACUGUAUUUGGAAGUGUAUUAUUAGCUAGUACAUAUUAACACCACUUCAUAUAUUGCCCAGGGAGUGGUGGGGUCACCAUCCCUGGAGGUGUUCCUGAGCCGUGGGGAUGUGGCACUGAGGGACGUGAUCAGUGGGCAUGGUGGAGUGGGGUGGGCUGGGGUUGGGCUUGGGGAACUCGGAGGUCUUUUCCAACCUGAAUGAUUCUGUGACUCUACAAAAAAAAGGGAGCCAAGCUAUGAAGUUAGCACUGGACUACAGGGGAGAAGCAGAUAAAAGGGAUUCUAACAUUUCCUUUUCUCACCUUAUUCUGCCUCAUUCUACUUUCCUUUCUUUCAAACACCAACCUAGCCACAGGAAAGGAUUGGAGAAGGGUGGAGGAGGAAAACGGUAAAUGUUUUUUUAGACAAAAACUCGAAUCUCAUUGGAAUGCUUGUGCGAAUGAAUUCUCAGAAGUGCCUUUUGUCAUUACAUAUGCUGGAGCCUUUCUAUGCUGUACUACUUUUGUUGCUGCAGUUCAGACAAUUCAGGACAAACCCUUCCCAGGUGGGGAGAAUGGCUGCGGUGCUCACCAACAGGUGUUGUGUUGCUAGUUGUGUCAGCUCAAGAGAUAAGCAGCUCAUUCUACAAUGGCAAGGCUACUGAAAAUAAGCAUAGAAACAUGUAAUCUGUUAAGCAUUUGUGAUCUUUUGUGCAUGAUUGUGUCUCCUAUGCACUACAGGCAUUUUAAAGAUACCAAAGUAUUUAGCGGUAUGGUAAGUCACUCAGUUUCUGGGCCUCCUUGGUACAACAGGGCUCACCAAUUAAGAUAUUAGCUACUUUAUCGCCAGAAGGUGUUUUAAAUGCUUUCAACUCUCGCUUUAUGAAUCACUGUGAAAAUAAAGGCACGUGGGUUUCCAGGGUUGGAGUUUUGGGAAGAGGAGGGAUAGGCAGAGGAAUCACGCUCGAGUUAAAUGUGUGUGAGCUGAAUUCACACCGUUGAAGUACUACGUGUCAGUUUAGAAUGGAAUAAAAGGAUACUUUGCUACGCAUUCUCCAAUUACUACUUUAGGUACAAAGAAAAUGGAAUUAUUUGAAUUCUGACUGAAAAAAAAAAAAAAGAGAGAGUUGUAACAUACUUUUAGGUAAAUAAUAGGUGAGGUAGAGCUGGGGGCAGCCUGGAUCUGUCAAGUAAAACACCAAUGGCAUCACCAUCUCUCAGGUUUUCCACGACUGCCUGCCGCGUGAGAUGCCACCGUUGCUGACGUGUCUCCUGUGUAAAUGAAACCAGUUGUAUUUGUUUGUUUUUACUGAGUCUGUUGCGUCCCAGUGUGAUGUGUAGUCCUUACACCCCCAUGUAAAGCUGGAGGAGGAACCAACCUACGUGUUAUUUAUAAUGAAUGUAAAAAAUGAAAAUAAAUCACUGUAAGAUCCCUG
Messenger RNA from Numida meleagris (helmeted guineafowl), 10689 nucleotides. RefSeq names its product ninein (gene NIN). The record is from RefSeq and is a predicted model, not a curated record. The transcript is spliced from 30 exons. Lineage: Eukaryota; Metazoa; Chordata; Aves; Galliformes; Numididae. The coding region runs from base 585 to 6881 and encodes 2098 amino acids. Gene Ontology annotation, cellular component: centrosome; centriole; mitotic spindle pole. Gene Ontology annotation, biological process: centrosome-templated microtubule nucleation; centrosome localization; microtubule anchoring at centrosome. Gene Ontology annotation, molecular function: calcium ion binding.